This is a messenger RNA of Xenia sp. Carnegie-2017, 1646 nucleotides long. RefSeq names its product DNA polymerase zeta catalytic subunit-like. The coding region runs from base 313 to 1344 and encodes 343 amino acids. Gene Ontology annotation, biological process: error-prone translesion synthesis; double-strand break repair via homologous recombination. The transcript is spliced from 10 exons. The record is from RefSeq and is a predicted model, not a curated record. Lineage: Eukaryota; Metazoa; Cnidaria; Anthozoa; Malacalcyonacea; Xeniidae. Gene Ontology annotation, molecular function: DNA-directed DNA polymerase activity. Gene Ontology annotation, cellular component: zeta DNA polymerase complex; nucleus.
AAGCGGGAAUCCUUUACAUGCAAUGUCGUAGUUAGACAUGAAGAAAGACAUGAACUUCUGGGGAGCAUAUUUUCUAACGCCAAACGUGUGAGCCUUUCUAGCGAGGUCUAUAAAGUCAUGCUCACCCUUGGAAAAUUUCUAAAUCCCAUCUAAUCCCAAAAAGGUGAUUACGAUGAUUUGGUAUAAGGGUUUGAUUAUAAAAUCUUGGAUUGGCUAAUCUAUAAUCUAAAACAAAUAUGGCGGAUUCAACUCUCGUCUUUCGUCUUUCAAAAAUUUUAAUUGACGAUAUAUUUUCUUACAUGGAACAACAGAAUGUUUUCUGUUAGGAUUGUAGAUGCAGAUUUUUACGUGGGAAAACCUAUAGAUGGCUUAGACAUUUUGUUUUCUAAAUUUCAUGAGGCGAAUGUUAACCGUGUUCCUGUUUUGAGGAUAUUUGGCUCAACUCCUGGUGGACAGAAAACUUGUGUUCAUAUUCAUCAAGUAUUUCCUUACUUAUACAUACCUUACGAUGGAACUAAACCCACAGAUAAAUAUCUGAAACAAUUUACGACAAGUGUAGACUUUGCUGUUCAAGUUGCGUUUGGUAGAACAUCAUCUUCUAUGAAAUAUGUUCAUAAAACUGAAAUUGUUAAGAAAAUACCAUUUUAUGGUUAUCAUGAGAACGAAGAAGAGUUUAUUAAGAUGGAGUUGUACAAUCCAAGAAUAAUUCCCAAACUUGUUGAUCUUCUUCAGAAUGGAGCUAUAUUGAACAAGUCAUUUCAACCACACGAAGCUCAUGUUCCUUAUAUUCUACAGUUUCUAAUUGAUUACAAUCUUUAUGGUAUGAACUUACUUCAUGUAAGAAAAGUUCAUUUUAGAGGAAUUUCUUCAAAAACAGAUAAAAAUCUUUCAUAUAAUAAUAAAUCAAUUCCACUUCAUGGUUCAUCUCCAAAUUCAUUUCUCAAUUUUCCUUCAUCUCAACACUGGAAUGAAGACACUAUUCCUAGAAAUUUAUGCCUGGAUCCUACUGUGAACAAAGUCAGUCGUUGUGAACUUGAAGUUGAUGUAAUUGCUGAAGACAUCUUGAAUCAAAUAAAUGUUGAAAGUUGUGUUGGUCAUAAUCCUGGUACAACUGCUAUGUGGGAAGAUGAAAGACAACGAAGACGAGAUAUUGGACUAUCUUUACAAGUUGCUCUUCCUGUUUCACAAGGUAGUGAUGAUGAACAUGAUGAAGAUAUUGAUGAAGAUAAAGAAUCAAUAUUAAUGUCACAGCCAUUUUGGAAAGAUGAUGAAGAGGAACAUGAUUCCCAAAGUUCGGAGGAUGAAGAGGAAGUGGACUGGAAAGAACCUUUACGUAUGCCUUAAGUGGAUGGCACGCGUGUCUGGGUGUAAGAUUUGGCUUUAAUUAUUUGCUUCAGGCAGAAAGUUCUCUCUCGUCCUAAAUGUACAGCAGCCGUUCGACAAACAUCAUUUAGUAAAGAUGGAAGGUAAAUUUUACAUGUUACGUUUCAUCUCACGGGAACAAUUUCUUUGUUUACCCAUGUAAAAUUAUUGUUUUUUGAACAUUUUUCAAAGUCAAGGAAAGCAUGUGAAAAGAACAUAGAUAACAUUUUCAUAAUGAUAAAAUAACAUGUUUUUCUCAUUAAAACUUUCACUUUGCGAAGAUA